Messenger RNA from Petromyzon marinus (sea lamprey), 5087 nucleotides. Lineage: Eukaryota; Metazoa; Chordata; Hyperoartia; Petromyzontiformes; Petromyzontidae. The record is from RefSeq and is a predicted model, not a curated record.
CGUCACCUACGCGCGUUGGCGCACAACUUCAAUUGGGUGGGGCCGAGCCGAACGUCGUGCCGUCAUGUUCUGCGCCAUUGCGUCACUUGCAGCGCGAUUACGUCACUACCAACUGGCGUGCGCGACGACGUCAUUACGCAAGGGGGACCCCUCGCAGAUUUAAAAAAAAAAUCGUUACAAUGGUUUUUGCUUAGAUUUACAGAAAAACCAAUUAAUCAUUCGUACUUACAAUCACCGUAAAAUCAUCGUGGUCGUAAUAAUAAUAUCGGUGAAGAAACAUUCGUUGCCAAAACAACAAUCCUUCCGAGGUAAGCGGGCGUGCUGUGGCUUAACGUUCAGAAUGGCCGCGUGGUUUUGUGUCGCUGAUUGAAGGCCUCGUCUCCCGUUCCGUCGUGGCCACCUCUCGCCUUGCCUUAUCCCCACGGCAACAAAAACAUAUAACUUUAUUGAUGUGGCAGGGGGGGCAAUAAAGUUAUAAAGCAUUGUCUGAAAAAACUUUAUCAAUGGACCGCAUUUUGUCGAGGCUUUAGUAAAGUUAUAGCUGAGAAGGCCCUCUCCAGUACAACUUUAUCGACACCAUGCUCGGUGCCGAUUGAGGUUGGAGUCAACCGGCCAUGGUCAAUCCACCGCUGGAUGUGGGCCCCCCUCCACGCCGUGCAGGUCGUGAGCGUCGUAAAAGUCCAUACUUCACCACCCUGGUCACACUGCGGCUCCGGUAUUUGGUGCGGGGUGAUCACGUCGUCGUCAUCAGCCAUGGUUCAUAACAAAGGUGUUCGUUGUGCGUUAGAUCGCGUAAAUAUAAAUGUCUAUGACGCAGCCGUGUGAGUAAGGUUCGUCACGUAGACAACACGUGCCAGUUCGUCACGAGUUCAGCCGCACUUGUUUCUGUGUUGGGAGAGUAAAACCCCGCUGCAACGUUGGACAACGAGCGAGGGCGGCGUUUCUCGCUGGUGAUUGUAACAGAGCCAGCUUCAAUCAGGCGGUCAAUCCACCGCUGGAUGGAUGUCAGCGCCUCACCAUCCCCCCAGACUCGGCCUUUACCGUCAAACCUCGCUGCUCCGCCAGCAACCAGGUGGUUCGGUGAGCAGCUUGACGGGAACUCGAACAGGCGAACUGGUCAAACAGUUGGGACAUAAAGCUCUGGACGAGCGGCCGGACGAGCGCGCACGCGACCGAUGGAGCUGCCGAACUACGCGCACACGCUGCUGCGCCGCCUGUCUGCGCUGCGACGCCAGCAGCGGUUGUGCGACGUGACGCUGGUGGCGGGCCGCGUGGCUUUCCGCGCGCACCGCGCCGUCCUGGCGGCCGCCAGCCCCGCGCUGCUCGGGGCGCUGCUGCUGGAGGCUGAUGCCGCCACGCUCUCCGUGGACCCCUCCAUCGCCACUGCCGAUGAGAUCGCGCUGCUCCUGGAGGUGGCAUACGCCGGCACCAUCCCGCCGGGCCGGCAUAAUGCCACCAGACUCGUGCAGGUUGCCGAGGGCCUGCAGAUGAGCGAUGUGGCAGACGCGUGCCGUGCGGCGCUGGGCGCGGUUUCCGGCGGUUUCACUGCUCCCCAACGUUCGGACGCUGAAUCGCACUCGUCACCGCCACCAAUCAUCACUGUGUGCCCCUUAUCUGAUGAAGACCCCGCCGCUAAGGAAGAGGGCGAGACGUGGCAGUUCGUAUUCACUGAUGGCGGCGUCGCGUCUUCACUCCCCGUGACGUCACUCCCCGUGACGUCAAUCCCUGUGACGUCAAUCCCCGUGACGUCAAUCCCCGUGACGUCAAUCCCCGUGACGUCAAUCCCCGUGAUGCCAAGUGCGGAGAAAAAUGCCUCUAGUGUAAAUGAGGGCGAUGGGACCAGAAAGAAUCCUGCAGGCACACCGCUCCCUGUGACAUCCGUCCUCGUGACAUCGCUUCCUGUGCUGCCUUCCGAUGCCACGACCUUACUUUCCGAGCCGCCCCCUGCAGUGCAGGAAGUGAAGUCAAUUGUGCCAUCGCCGGCCGGAAUCGGUGCAGUGCGGGACCCGGAGGCGGUGGCACCGGUGCUAAUCCAUCGCCGGCGUCUCAAAGCCGGGCUGGUCGGAACGGCAGCCACUCCACUGACAGCACCACCAACCACACCACAGCAACUGCCGCCGUCCGGCCACACUACCGCACACACUGCCACUACAACCACCGCCACGACCACCGCCGCCACGACCACCGCCGCCACCACCACCGCAACCACAAUCGACGAGGGGCAGCAGCGUGAGGAAGCGUGUAAACGUGGAGCCACGCGCAGGAAGAGGGUGGCGCCAGCCGCGGCGGUGAAGGAGCCGGUGCCGAGUCGCGGGUCCCCGCGCAGUACUCCCCCCGUGGCCCCCCAUGCUGACACGGCAGGAGAGAUUGGGGGUAGAGAGAAGGCGUCUGGCCCUACAUCCCGGAAGAAGCGCAGAAAGCGACCUCCCAUUGCGUGCAACCUCUGCGGGAAGGUGUUCCAGUACAUGGCCGGCAUGCUGUACCACCAGCGCUCGGAACACUUUGCGGAGAAGCCGUUUGCGUGUGGCGAGUGCGGCAGCCGCUUCGCCGCCGCCUCCACGCUCAAGAACCACGAGCGUCUCCACACGGGCGAGCGCCCGCACACGUGCCCACACUGCCCCCUCGCCUUCCCGCAGCCCGCGGCACUCGCAUACCACCUCAAGCGGAAGCACGCCAUGGGCCGGCUGUACAGCUGCCAGUACUGCGAGGCCGCGUUUCCUCAGGCGGUGGAGCUGACACGCCACGUGCGCACGCAUACGGGGGACCGCCCCUACGUGUGUCGCCCUUGCGGCAAGGGCUUCAGCCAGGCCAACGGACUCUCGCUGCACCUCCGCACCCACCACCUCAUAGAGGAACCCAAUGACUGUCAGAAGUGCCACUUGAGUUUCCCUUCAGCCGAGGAGUAUUUUAAUCACAUCAAAGAGACACACCCAAACGAGUGCUUCCCAUGCGACCACUGCCAGCGCACCUUCACCACUCCCGCCGCCUUGGAGCGACACCUGGUGACUCACCUGGGAGGCAAACCCUACUCCUGUGACGUGUGUUGCAAGGCCUACCAGCACCUGUCAGGGCUGUGGUACCACAACCGCGUGCAUCACCCAGCGGUGUUUGCCGCUCAGAAUCGCCGCAGCACCGCGCGGGCCGGACCUCUCGUCUGCCACCUUUGCGACACCACCUUUGAUGGCAAAGCGGCGUACAUCCGGCACAGCAAGGCCCGCGACUGCGAGUCCCAGCCACAGCUGUGUGGCCUGUGCCAGGCCGUGUUCGCCGACAGCCGCGCGUUGCACAACCACCUCAAGAGCACACACCCCGGAGGCCUGCCCUUCUGCUGCCCCAGCUGCCCCCUCUCCUUCCGGCAUCAAUCGGCCCGGCAGUACCACUGCACCACUGAGCACCCGGUUCCACCUCCACUCGCGCUGUCCCCGCCGCAUUUCGCCGCAUCCUGCGCAGGUCCUGCCGAGCAUGCGGUGACAGCACCCACGAGAGAGCGGAUGACGAUACUGAUCAUACAAGCGGGUGGUGGCGAUGGUGGCGACGGUGGCGGCAAUGGCGAUGGUGGUGUUGACACAGGAGUUGCUAAGGGCACUCUGCAAAUUACCGAAUACAGGGAUAAUGAAGAUGUCGGCACGGCCGAUUGGACGGCAGCAGAGGCGCCAAUGCAUGAUGCAGCCGCGGAAAGCACAGCCGCGGAAGGCACAGCCGCAGCUGCUGUAGCCACCUCGCCCGACACAGCCACGCAUGACACAACCACUCCAGCUAAAACCGGACUCGGCAAUGCGAAGGCUGAUGAAACACCAGCCAACAUAGCUACAAUUGACAAAACGGCACAUAACAUAACUGGAGCUGAUAUGACAGCACACAACAUAGCUGGAGCUGACAUAACAGCUCAUGAUGUAGCUACAGCUGACAUAACAGCACAAAGCAUACCUACAGCUGGUAUAACACCUCAUGACAUAGCUCCAGUUGAUAUAACAGCACAUGAUGUAGCUACAGCUGAUAUAACAACUCAUGUCGUAGCUACAGCUGAUAUAAGAGGACAUAUAUCUAGAGCUGAUAUAACUCAUGACAUAGUUACAGUUCAUAUAACAGCAGCUGACAUAACUACAGAUGACAUAACAACACCCAACAUAACUUCUGCUGACAUUACAGCUGAUAUAACAGCAGCUGAUUUGCACUCGCCCGAUAAAGCAACAGAAGAAACGACACCUGAUAUAUCGACACACGACAUGACCACGACAGAAUUUUUCUUUUGAUAACAUCAUCCCUCGAGAAUUGAACCUGAUAUGCACCAGAGGGGGGGAGGAAAUGUGAGAGAAAUUAAGAAGUCAAAACAUCCAGAGAAAGUUCUACACAAGUCAACACACUGACAGAAGCAUCGACGAUUACAAUCCAGCACUCCGGCAGCGUUCUUAUGAGCAGUGGCAUGUGGGCCUGCAAGACGAGUUAUUUACUAGUUCAAUUCUUUUUUUGUCCAAUUAAAGUGCCGUUUAUGCGAACACAAGUUUUUUUUUUUAAUCGAAAGGACGUACAGUAUCCCUCGUUAUUCAUGAACUUGUUACCCGUGAUUUUGGCUAUCCGCGAAUCGCAUCUGGAACUCUACACUACUGCAUCGAGGGAGACAGAGAGAUCGUGAUGAUGCAUAGCAUCGUAAUUUAAUGUAAGUUCAUUUAUAAACUAUGAUAUGUUUUAAUAUUUUUUAUAUUUACUUUGUUUAUUAUAAAAAAAAUUGUCUUAUAAUCAUGUAUUUUAUGGCUUAUUUAUGCAUUAAGACAACCCAUAAAAAAUGCCAUAAGCCAAUAUUCGAGAAAUUUGCCAUGAGAAUGCAUCAAUUCGUGAAUCGUGCAUCAGCCACAGUGACAUGGGUUGACAUGGCAUCUGCUUUAAGUUAUGUCUGUUAUGCCCCUGGCUCAGGUUCAAGGCUCGCAUGAAAUGGUUGGUGAAUAAUGAGCACCAAUGCCUGCGUGGUGUUUAAAAUGGGGUGACCGGUAAAUCGUUACAAACCAUUCUUAAGUGUUUACAACAAAUUUCUCUGUGGCUGAGGCAUUUAAAUGUUAAAAUAUGUUUAGAGUUCAUUUUCUUGGUUCUUU